Molecule: messenger RNA, 4314 nt
Organism: Danio aesculapii
Lineage: Eukaryota; Metazoa; Chordata; Actinopteri; Cypriniformes; Danionidae
Gene: nos1apa
Product: nitric oxide synthase 1 (neuronal) adaptor protein a
Exons: 10
Coding region: 346-1863 (505 amino acids)
Molecular function (GO): nitric-oxide synthase binding
Source: RefSeq, a predicted model, not a curated record
GGUUAUGGCGCUGGCGUGAAGUUGUUGGAAACGGACAAGCCCAGGAAGCAGGAUUUUGGCACUGCCACACCAGCUAAAGCUUAGGGCUGCCCUCUUGAAUGGGAACGAGUGGGCAGGUCGUUCACAUUUGGUCAAACGCAACACCUAGUGGAAUUCACUUCGGCGACGUCGGAUUGAAAAUAGUGAUUUCUACAAAAGUUGCUCUGUCAAAAGCAAACACGCCUGAGAAAUCAAGAGUGACCCCGGGCUAAAACAAGGCAUGGAUCGCAAGAGUUAGACUGAGUUCUGGCUCCCCCCGAGCUGUUUGUUUUUUUUAACCGAGGAGAAAGACCUAAAACAGACACCAUGCCUGCAAAAACAAAGUACAAUUUAGUCGAUGAUGGACACGAUUUGCGGAUUCCUUUACAUAACGAGGAAGCCUUCCAACAUGGGAUUAAUUUCGAAGCAAAGUAUAUUGGUAGUCUGGAUGUCGCUCGACCGAAUAGCCGUGUGGAGAUUGUUGCUGCCAUGAGGCGAAUAAGGUAUGAAUUUAAGGUGAAGAAUAUCAAAAAGAAGAAAGUCAACAUCAUCGUGUCUGUGGACGGGGUAAAAGUAGCCCUGCGGAAAAAGAAAAAGAAAAAAGAAUGGACCUGGGAUGAAAGCAAGAUGAUGGUGAUGCAAGACCCAAUAUACAGGAUAUUCUACGUAUCACACGACUCCCAAGAUUUGAAGAUCUUCAGUUACAUAGCGAGAGAUGGCCAGAGCAAUGUAUUUCGGUGCAACGUCUUCAAAUCGAAGAAAAAGAGCCAAGCCAUGCGGAUAGUGCGGACGGUGGGUCAAGCCUUUGAGGUCUGUCAUAAACUUAGCCUUCAGCACACACAGCAAAACGCAGACGGCCAAGAGGAUGGCGAUGCUGACAAGACAUGCACAGACUCUGGAGUAGCAGGGCGGGAGCUCACGGGGGCCGAAAAGCCUGCUGCAGAUGAGACUGACAUUGAUGCAGAGGAGCUUCCCCUCCCCGACAGCACAAUGGACGAGUUCAGCCGCGGAGUCACUGACCUGGAUGCGGCCAAGAAAGACGAAGACGUCAGCAAGGACAAAAAGCCCUCAGAGGAGCCCGUGAUCCUGCUGGCAUCCCCUAAAUUGCUACUACCGUCAGGCAGUGAUCUCCCAUCCAGCACACCACUGUCUGUGCACCACCAGCUCCAGCUUCUCCAACAGCAGCUCACCCAGCAACAGCAGCAGACACAGGUGGCCGUGGCCCAGGUUCAUCUGCUGAAGGAUCAACUCUCUGCUGAAGCGGCAGCGAGGAUUGAAGCCCAGGCUCGAGUUCACCAGCUGCUGUUGCAGAAUAAAGAUCUGCUCCAGCACAUUUCCCUGCUGGUCAAACAGGUCCAGGAGCUGGAGCUCAAGCUGGCUGGACAGGGCUCUAUGGGCUCUCAGGACAGUCUCCUGGAGAUCACCUUUCGUGCCAACGUGCCCCCAGUCUUAUGUGAUCCCAGCACCCCUCGACCGGAGGACUCCAUCCUGCCUCCACUGAACGAUGGGACGCAGCUGUCCCUGCCGCUCUGCAGUCCUAUAGGUAGGGACCAGGGUUUGAUUAAAUUUGAGUGUUUUCGCUUUCUGCCCGGACCACCACACCAACUGGAGGAGGACAGUCCCGACACACCAUCUCAGGACGUUUCGUCCUCCUCCCGGGACGAGCUUCUAGGCAGCCUGGAGCUGCUCCGGUUCCGCGAGUCUGGCAUCGCAUCUGAAUACGAGUCCAACACAGAUGAGAGUGAUGAAAGUUGGGGCCUGCAGGAUGAAAGCAGCCUGCGCCUGCUCAAUGUGCUCAACAAACACAUCCCGUCGGACUGCCUGGACGACGAAAUUGCUGUUUAAUGUGAUUUUGUGCUCACGGCUUGGAAAAACUCUGCUCGACGCUCUGCUUUAAUGGUUUGAGUCAGUCAGUGUCAAUAUUGUCUGUUUGUGCUGCUCAUUCUGGGAGACUGAGGUGACUUUACUACUUUGGUGGUAGUUUUGUUUGUUAUGUUUUAGGUUAUAUGUUGAAGAUCAGAAGUUCUAAAAGUGUAGCCAAUGCUGUUGAAAACACUUUACUUUAGUGAUGCACAUUAGAGUUUUUCUUAUGAGACGUUCACACAUUCAGCGAUUUGUAAUGAUGAAGGUUGCCAAGGGAAAGUGCUGUUGGUUUUAUUGGGGUCCCUAUUUCCAAAGUCACAGCCAUCUUUGAAAUGCCUCUCGGGCAUUCAAGUGCAGCUCCUACCGCUUUAAAUUGGGAAACUUCAUUUGAUUAAGUUAACAUAUGAUUUAGUUAAAUAUUUGCUGUCAUCAAUGAAAUUUAAAAACAGCUGUCUCAUUUUUUUUUUAAAAAGCAUUUUAUCAGGUAGCCCACAACACCACAGGAGAUCACAACACCAACCUCCUGUAUGGCUAUUUCUGGAAGAUGCGAUUUCAUCAAACUAUCAGUAACUUGCGUGUUACACAAUAUCGUCCUCUGAAUAAUGCCUCAUCUGAUCGCGCUGGUCUUCUGAAGUAAUUCUCAACUUAGACUUGAUGGCAAAUCUCCUCCCAAAAUGAUGGUGACCUCUUCAUGUACAAGUUUGUGGGCAUUUAAGUAGUUGCCGUCAUUUGGUUUUUAAAUUUGAAUGGCAGAGAUGGGAAUUCAUAAUGUCAAAUGGGACAGACUUUACCUACCAUUCGUUUUAUACAUAUUGCAAAACCAGAGAACAUUGUUUUCAAGUGCAGUUAAUUCUUUUACAAGUAGAGAUUUAUGUAGAUGUUUCUCAUGUAUGUGAGGCAAGUAUUCACUGAGAUUCCAGCAUGUUUGCUAACACCAGAGAGUUCAUAAUGAAACUGCAGAAACUGUUGAUAAGAACACUCUUCUAGAACGACUCCCUCCCCCGAAGAAUUAUCAGUCUAUAUCGAUUGAUGAUUAGCUCCUAAACUAGAAGGCGGGGCUUCCUUCACUAAAGCGGCCAUAUUGAUAAUUAUAUUUUUCACCCAUUGAAAACUAAAAAUAAGAGAGAAACGUCUUGUGAAUUCUAUAGUCUUUGCUAUUUUCCAGUUUAACAAUGUCAUUGGUGGACUGUUCAUUUUGGGAUCACAAAUGAGACAUACUCAACACAGACUCAUUGGGAAAAUGUGCCCUGGUGUACAUAUUUGAGAACCAAGAAACAUGUACUUGCAUGGUCAUUUAGCUGCGUUUUAUGUGUAAAACAAAUGCCAUGAGUUUGAGAUGUGCAUGUGGACAGCUUUUCUGGCGUGAAGCUCCAUCAAAAAACGGUUCCACAAACCAGGGAAACAAAACCCAAAAAAGCAGCGUGCGGUCGUGGUAGAAGCAAAUGGCCACAAUGACUUUUCUCCUAUAGUUUGCUUUUGAAAAUACUAUCGGUUGCGUUUAGGUAAGUGGGUGUGUGGGUCUGUUGAUAUCAAACUGAUAUAUUAUGUAUGAUGACAAGCCAAUCGGCUUCUCUCAUGGACUCACACAAGGAGGUUAAUAUUUGCAGAAACAUAAACAGUGACCUCUGGUGCAUUUACAAGAUAUGCCGCGUAUGAGAUAAUGUGCCCCAGUGACAUAUUUGAGAUUGUCAAAAAUGUACAUGGCGCCCUCUAGUGGAUUUUUUAAAAUGUAGUCAACGUAGUCCAGGGUACAUAUUUGUCAGCUCUCAAAAUGUAGUCUUUGGUAUUGUAGCAUUUCCAAUGAGCCUGAGGUUGGAAAUACUGAUGGUGAUUUAUUAAAUAAUCAUUCCAUUCACGAAAUACCAAUAAAUGAUUUUAACAUUAUUAAUAUCCAUUUUUAAUAUUUAAACAAAUUCAUGCCACAUUAACUUAAAAAAUAAUGUAUGACUAUAUAACUAGAUACUGUAACUAUAACCAAAGUCCCUUAAAGCAAGUCAUUUAACUCGGUGCCCAUCUUUGAAACGCCUCUCGGGCAGUAUGCUUGGGCAUUCUGUUUGAAUGGGGAACAUCGAAUUCUCCAAAACUUCUUGCCAAGCUUUUGAUUAUAUUUUAUACUACGAAUAACCAAUAAAAUUAAACAACAGCUAUUUAGUUUCAUUUCUAAAUGUUCGUAUCACACAAAAUCUUCAGAAACUCACAUCUGGUCUGAGCCUCUCCCCCGGAGAAUUGUCAUUCUAUAGCUAUAGAUUGGCUCCUGUACUAGAAGGCGGGCUUUAUUCGCAAUAUAGCGAAUAUAGCAGUUACACUUUUCCCCAUUCAAAAGUAUACGAGUGACAUGUCUUGUGUCUUCUAUAGUCUUUGCUAUAACUAGCUACUGUACUUAAAUAUUUGCAUUUAGUAUAAAAUAAUGCUUUCCCAUGAUGGGUUGCAGCU